CUGGCGCACCACGUGCAGCCGAUUGUCUGUGACACCGGCGGUCAAUGCGCAUGCGUUACCGCGUCUCACGCUUGCUCCGCCAUGGCUCAGGUGCAGGUACGGUUCCACACUGCUGACAAGAGAUAUGAAGUAGAUGACAUACCAUUUUCUGUGCCAGCUGCAUCUGAAGUUCCUGACCUCAGUAAAAUCAUCAAUAAGCUACUAGAAGCUAAACAUGUUAAUCACAAGCAUGCAGACUUUGAUUUCCUCAUCAAAGGCCAGUUCCUACGGGUGCCAUUGGGUAAACACAUGGAAUUGGAGAACAUUUCAACAGAAGAGGUGGUUGAGAUUGAAUAUGUAGAACGAUACAGUGCUCCUCAGCCAGAAGAGUGUUUCUUCCAUGAUGACUGGGUCAGUGCCGUGGAGGCACAAGUUGAUUGGAUUCUCACAGGUUCAUAUGAUAAAACUGCUCGUAUCUGGACAUUGGAUGGUCGACCACUUGUGGCUCUUUCCGGACAUACUGAAGUAGUCAAAGAUGUGGCAUGGAUAAAGAAAAGUGGCCCCAGCAGUUUGCUGCUCACUGCAUCGCAGGACCAGAGUGUUAUUUUAUGGGAAUGGAACUGUGAAAAGAACAAAGUAAAAGCAUUGCACUCUUGUCGAGGACAUGCUGCUAGUGUGGAAUCGAUUGCUGUGGACAACUCCAAAACUAAAUUUUGCAGUGGCUCUUGGGACAAGAUGGUGAAGAUUUGGUCAACAGUUCCCAAUGAAGAUGAAGAAAUGGAGGAAGAGUCCGAAGAUCGACCGAGGAAGAAACAGAAGACUGAACAACUGGGGUUAACAAGAACUCCCAUGAUGACACUGUCCGGUCACACUGAAGCGGUUUCUUCAGUCCUCUGGUCUGAUACUGAGGAACUAUGUAGUGCAUCGUGGGAUCACACCAUAAAGAUAUGGGAUGCUGGGACAGGAGCCCAGAAAUGUUCCCUGACGGGGAAUAAAGUGUUCAACUGCAUCUCUUAUUCUCCUCUGUGUAAAAGGCUGGCCACUGGCAGCACAGACAGGCACAUCAGACUGUGGGACCCACGCUCAAAAGAUGGAUCUCUAGUUUUGCUUUCUCUAACAUCACACAAUGGAUGGGUAACAGCAGUCCAGUGGUCACCCACGAAUGAAUAUCAGUUGAUUUCAGGUUCUUUUGACAAACUGGUCAAGCUUUGGGACACACGAAGUUGCAAGGCUCCAUUAUAUGAUAUGGAUGCACAUGAAGAUAAAGUACUUUGUGUGGACUGGACAGAGACUGGGUUGCUGUUAAGCGGUGGAGCAGAUAACAAAUUAUUCCUGUUCCGAUAUUUGACGCCCACUUCUGGAGAUGGAGCAUGAGGAAAAUAGUAAAUAAUGGAGGACCAAACCAAGCCAGCACCUGUGGAUACCAUUGUAAUACUACUUCAUUUCUCUUAAAGCAGCUUAUGACAAAUUGAAUAAGAUCUGUUUGACUGCUGUAACUGGCCUAUGUCCUGCUCAGUCUGUCCGUACAACCAACCAUGCAAGGAUAUUUGAGAAAUGCCAAUGGGACUAAAAUGUUUUGAACUAAUGUCAUUAAUCUGUACUCUGAGGAGAUAAAAAUUGGUUGUUGAGAAGAGGGUAAAAGACGACAAAAGUGUUGAGUAGAGCUGUAGUUUUUUUCAUUAAUUAAUUGAAAACACCCAUUUUGUUUUUACAUGGAACUUCUAAUUUAAUAUUACUUGCUUAAAGGUACCUGCCUGUUUACCAAACUAAGAAGGUAAUCAUUUAAUUUCCUAAGAACCUAAAUGUUCUUUGGUGUUUAGCUACAUUGGUGUAACCAGAGAGGAAAGGCUAAAUGGAACUGCUUUGGCUGAUGGAAAUGGUGAUGUACUAAUGAAGGAAGAUUACAUUGAUUACUGCUAUGAACCAUACUUAAAGUAGCUGUGUUCAUGUGGACACGCUCAGUUCCCAUUCUGACUUGAAGAAAUGAGCUUUUUUAAUGAUUUAUCUCACCAUUUCUCAUUCUAUUAUAUCUCACUAAUAAAUUAAGAGCUAUUAAUGUUAACUAAAUUAUACUUUUUUUUUCUUGAAUUUCCUAAAACUGGAAACGCCAUCCAAAGCCACUUUCUAAUUUUUUUUGAUUUUUCCGCUACAUAAUUUUCUCGAAGUCAAUGCAGAAGAUUAUAUCAAAAUAUUCUUGUCAAAAGAACCUUCUUACAAUGUUUUAUUUGGGGAGCGAGCUGUUAGAAAUUGCUCUCCAGAUCAGUAGGAUAUACAUAAAGGGAUUUAAAAGUUGAAGCAGCCAUAAUUUUUGUUUUAGUCAAGAUAAUUACUAUGAAAUGCUCAGAGCCUUGAAAUAAACAAAGAUGGUUACAAUCGUUCAAUUGAAAGAUUGAACAGUAUACUACUUUUGCUGUAAGAAAGCAAAAUCGUGGAAAGACUAAGUCAUUAUUGUACUGUCUGAUGAUAAUGUACAAUUAUUUUUUAAAAUGCAUCGAAAACAAUGUUCAGAUAAGUUUCCAUGCAUUAAAAGGCUGGGACCUAGUAUUGUCAGGAUAUGGAAUAUUUAUGCACAUCAAGUGCUUAGCACUUUGCAACUCAUGGCCAAGGGAUUUAUACGACAAUACUGAUAAUGGAUUUCUUAUUUAUAAACAAUGAAUAGACAACGAAUUCCAUCACAGUAAAAAGUUUUCAUUCAAUGUAUUUUGCCUUUGAGGAACAUAUUUCAAUACUCCAAAAGUGGAAGAUUGUAAGUGCUACAGUAUUCAUUUAGUUUGUAGAAUCAUCUAUUACUAAAACAUGACAAAGAUACAUACUUUUAGUUCUGCUCGCAGAAGGAAAAUACUGCUUUAAGAAACUGUUGCAUUGAGCCAUGUUUCAACAAAAUUACAUUGUUAUUACACACAAAUAGCAAAUCUGUUUGCAUGUGAUAGUAGCCACACCCUGGUACACCACUUUCACAGGUGGGUGUAGCUGACAUCCUCAUAUCCUGGUGAGAUAGGGACAUGCCUGUCCUAGCAUAUGAAGUCAGCUCUGGUGGACUGGAUGGAUGAGAUCUACAGUGAGAUACAAUGGUCAUGAAGGUAGCUCUACAACACUCCAUGGAAAGCAAAGGGCAUGACAAGGCACAGAAGAAAUCAUGAUCAUCCACUGCAACCAAUGAAGACCCUGGUUAUGACCAUUGUUCAUAGCGCUGAACCCAGACUUCCGAGAUUAAAUGAGUGGAACUACCCUAGUGAAAAAACUUUUCCACUUUAAAACUGACCCUCAUAGGUUUCCAGUCAUCAGAUGUGAUGGACAACCAUCACCACCAUAUACUCCAAAAGACUGUAAAUCAAAUUAUAUAUUACAUCCUGUAUAUAUUUAAUUAAAUCUAAUGUAAACUCAUUGUAAAGCACAUGAAAUCACCAGAGAAGCCAAUAAAGUUCAUAUUGUCCAUUUAGUAUUUGUACAAAUUAUAAAAUCAUUGUGCCAGAAUAUAGCACAAUUUUUGGUAGGAUAUACGUUACUGAUCACUUGGCAUCCAUUGAGUGUGUGCCCGCCUGGAAGCGCUGUGUUACUGGAGGCAACUGAGGAGAGACGGAAAUUGACAGCAUGGUAGGAGGUGUAGUGUAGGUUUCAAUCGGUUGCAGUAAAUGUCACUGGAUACAUAAACUCUUGUCAGCUUCAGGUGUCAACUCUGACAUUUCAAUGCUGGAAAAGCACUGAUCAUUUUUCAUUUACUUUUACGGGGAAUCAGUGGAAUAGUUUGUUAUCUGAGAUCAAGAAAGAGGAGAGUGUUAUUGGAAAAGGCCCAGGUGAAUAUAAGAUGGGGGUGAAAAUUAGUAGCAAAGUUAAUGAAAUAGAUGUGUUCCACACAAGUACCGAAGGAACACAGAAGUACAUAGGUGUCAAUGUAGAGGAGAAGGAUUUGGGAAAUGUUGCUAUGGUCUGUUUGGAACAAGGGCCUUUUCAUGAAGCCAAAUAAGAUGUACCUGUGGCCUAUGUAAGUGCCCAGUGCUAUACCUUUGAAAGUGACAGGAAUUAAAAAAAAGAAUUUGGUCAAAGUGAGAACAGGUUUGACCAGGCAGAGAAGAAUGUUAACAGAAAAUAAAACAGGGACCUGCAAAGUACUUCCCAUCAGAAUGGAGGUACAUAGGGACUACUUUAGCUCAAGGUUUAUCAUGAAAGCUGCCACAAAUGAAUACAGCCUUUUUUUUUAAUACCUGGGGAAUAAAGCUGUAAAACUCUAGGCCCAAAUCAAUAUAAUGAACUGACCAGCUCUAACAGCAGAUGGAUGCUCAAAUGA
Molecule: messenger RNA, 4264 nt
Organism: Mobula hypostoma (lesser devil ray)
Lineage: Eukaryota; Metazoa; Chordata; Chondrichthyes; Myliobatiformes; Myliobatidae
Gene: wdr12
Product: WD repeat domain 12
Exons: 13
Coding region: 82-1353 (423 amino acids)
Biological process (GO): maturation of LSU-rRNA from tricistronic rRNA transcript (SSU-rRNA, 5.8S rRNA, LSU-rRNA); maturation of 5.8S rRNA from tricistronic rRNA transcript (SSU-rRNA, 5.8S rRNA, LSU-rRNA); ribosome biogenesis
Cellular component (GO): preribosome, large subunit precursor; PeBoW complex
Molecular function (GO): protein binding
Source: RefSeq, a predicted model, not a curated record